UGCACUGGUAGUAGCAGCAGACGUGCAAGCAGCCACAGCAUCCGGAGCCAUGAACGCCCUGAGCAUCGCCCUCGUUCUCUGUGCCGCCCUGGCCAGUGCUAUGGCUGGCGGAGUGCUUGGUGGUUAUGGCCUCGGCUACGGUCUGGGCGGCUACGGUCUUGGCGGCUACGGCCUCGGCGGCUACGGUCUCGGUGGCUACGGUUAUGGUGGCCUAGGCUACGGAGGACUAGGUUACGGUGGCUAUGGCCUCGGGGGAGGUUACGGCCUGAGUGGUGUCGGUGUCGGCAGCAGCGUGGCACUCCUGAGUGGGGGACCUGCCUUUGCCAAGGCUGUGGCUGGACCAGCCUUCCUGGUGAGAACGGUUCACCACGUCAACAAGGUCAGCGGCGGUGGAGCCCUCCUCGCCCACUCUGGCCUCGGUGGAGGAUAUGGAUACGGUGGUCUCGGCUACGGUGGUCUCGGAUAUGGUGGUCUUGGAUAUGGUGGUUAUGGUGGAUACGGAUACGGCGGCUACAGCUACAAGGGAUAAAUUCGAUACAUUUGUUUAUUACUCCUUUACAGGGUACGCUGUGAAUUUAUCUUAGUUUAACGUACCCUGUUUUUUUUCGUACGCGCGGAGCUACGCAGCACCAGGUUGCCCGAAUUUUAAGCAUGCGUCAAGUGUGUCGGUCUUUGGCCACUUAAGCAUACUUUGCUUAGCUCGCAGUUGUGAUCCUCAUUCGCUUCAAGUUGCGUUCGCAGAAGUUCUAGCGUCAUGUUGUAAAAACUGUUAUGACAGCGUCAACAGUGACCGAUCAGCCAGAUAAAUCCACAGCGAAAAAUUCCUCAAUGCCAUCGUAUCGCCUAAGGUCCCGUUGCGUGCUGCUGUUAUCAUUUGUAUAUUUCUGUUGCAUAGACAUCUCAAUGUGGCACACUAGCUGUUCGAUCAAAGAAAUUUGUACAGAAGGCCGCUUACGGGCUGUUUGCAUUGUCUUCAUGCUUCAGAAUAAAUGUCACUCGAAUCGAA
Rhipicephalus microplus (southern cattle tick) is the source of this 1006-nucleotide messenger RNA. RefSeq lists its product as uncharacterized. NCBI's taxonomy places the organism in Eukaryota, Metazoa, Arthropoda, Arachnida, Ixodida, Ixodidae. The record is from RefSeq and is a predicted model, not a curated record.